Prunus armeniaca (apricot) is the source of this 396-nucleotide messenger RNA. The record is from the annotation of a GenBank genome assembly. NCBI's taxonomy places the organism in Eukaryota, Viridiplantae, Streptophyta, Magnoliopsida, Rosales, Rosaceae.
AUGCAAGACAAAAGCUCAGAGUCGGCCAACAAAAACCCUAAGAAGGCUAAUCUCUUAGACCAUCACUCCAUCAAACACAUCCUCGACGAGUCUGUUACUGAGAUCGUGACGAGCCGUGGAUAUGUGGAAGACGUGAGGAUGAGCAAUAUAAGACUGUUUCUCGGAACAAUUAUAAUCGUAAUUGCUCUCUUCGCUCAGUUUUACAAGAAGAAGUUCCCUGAGAACCGUGACUUUCUCAUCCUCUGCAUCCUUCAAGUGUGUUUGAUCUUUGACUCUGGCAAGUAUAUAGUCUUCAAUGGACUAUUGCAGCUUAUCAUAUACACAAAGGAGAAGAAUGCCAUCCUCUUUACGUAUCCUCCAGCGGUUACUGAAUUUUUGAGUAUGUUCUCACGCUGA